UGGUCGGCCUUUUUGCCACUUUUGCCUCCAAGUGGAAAGCAGAGUUUGCUGCUUCCCGGAAUCCAACGCCAUCCUCCGUGCCGCUUAGCCCGGCACCCCGUUCGCCGCCAUGCCGCCCAAGUUCGACCCCAACGAGAUCAAAGUCGUGUUCCUGAGGUGCACCGGAGGUGAAGUUGGUGCAACGUCAGCUCUGGCUCCCAAAAUUGGGCCUCUGGGUUUGUCUCCCAAGAAGGUGGGGGAUGACAUUGCCAAGGCCACCGGGGACUGGAAGGGCUUGAGGAUCACCGUGAAGCUGACCAUCCAGAACAGGCAAGCUCAGAUCGAGGUGGUUCCCUCAGCUUCUGCCUUGAUCAUCAAAGCUCUGAAGGAGCCUCCCCGUGACCGCAAGAAGCAGAAGAACAUAAAGCACAGUGGCAACGUCAGCUUUGAUGAGAUUGUGAACAUUGCUCGGCAGAUGCGACACCGGUCCUUGGCCCAGGAACUCUCUGGAACCAUUAAGGAGAUCCUGGGAACGGCUCAGUCCGUUGGCUGCAAUAUUGACGGGCGACACCCCCAUGAUGUCAUCGACGACAUCAACAGUGGCGCAGUUGAAUGCCCUGCGAGCUAAGACUGCUGCCUGAACGGACACGACGCGAGUCAGCAAGACCUGUAUAGCGGAGCUUGGUAAUAAAAAUGGAGUUUGACACUU
Molecule: messenger RNA, 688 nt
Organism: Rhineura floridana
Lineage: Eukaryota; Metazoa; Chordata; Lepidosauria; Squamata; Rhineuridae
Gene: RPL12
Product: ribosomal protein L12
Exons: 7
Coding region: 110-607 (165 amino acids)
Biological process (GO): translation
Cellular component (GO): cytosolic large ribosomal subunit; ribosome
Molecular function (GO): structural constituent of ribosome; large ribosomal subunit rRNA binding
Source: RefSeq, a predicted model, not a curated record